AUGACUUCCACUGCAACUUGCCUCUUUUAUCACCUCCCAUACGACUGCUGGCUAAACAUCAUAAAUCGCCUCCGUUCCAAUGACAUCCUGGCCCUCUCGAAAACAUCCCGUGCCCUACACACCUCAACCAACCACCUCCUCUACAGAGACAUAAAAUGGCUCUGGAAGACCUGGAGAGGCUUCCUGAAACGACUCCUCCUACUCCUCCAAACCAUCCUCGCGCGACCACAUUUAGCCUCGUUGGUGCGGAACAUAACUUUCCUCACACGCGAUCAACAGCCAUACUUAAAUUGGACUAAGCCCGACAUACCCUGGAGGGCUCAGGCGGGUCGUUACAAGGACAUGGUUGCAGGCUCAGUGGAUAUCAUUGAACGGGGUGAAACGGAGGCGUUUAUCGCGGUUCUCAUCUCGCAGCUUCCAGGGUUGACUAGUCUGUGGUUGGACUGGGAGCUCGCUGGAAGAGGUGGGUAUCCGGAUAGGAUGUUGAAGAAUGCGCUGUCAUUGGACAUGGGACUGCUGUCAAAAUUUUCCUGUCUUGGGCUGCUUGAAUACGGUGGGAAUGUGCGACAACCUAUUGGAUACCAUGCUGAGCCAAUCUACGAGCCCAACUUCGUCUCUGAUAGCUACCGAGGCCCUCACAACAAAGAGCUAUGUAUCGGCUGGUUCUUUCUUCCCUUCACUCGGCACUUGGAAAUACGACUCCCAGACAUCACACUGCUCAAGCAAAAACAUCCUGAGGAAUUGAACCUCCGCCAUUUACGAACUCACAUUUUAGUGGUCGCCACGAUAUCAGAGCACGAUGUCCUCUUCUUACUCACCCAGACAUCAUCUUCGCUGCAAAAUCUCCACUUGGGAUUGACCUUCAAAAGACAUAACCGGCCCAUUCUCAAGAAUCGCAAAGUCCUCGCUCAGGCAUUAGCGUCAGUCAGAAAUUCCGUGGAGAACUUCUGUAUGAAGAUUGAAUACUACUCAUGCUGCGAUAUGUGCGAGCAGGUCCGCCGCAAUAAGCGUAGGAAAGAAGUGUCAUGGGAGCCGGUUCGUGAGGUCUUCAAAACGUUCACCAAGCUCAGAACUCUGGAGAUACAAAUGGCUGUUCUUUUUGGACCUGACCCCGAUCAAGCUGACACUCAGGUUGCUCUACCUUGCACAUUGACCAAGUUGUGCCUGAGGGAUGACCUGCGUGAACCACACCGGCUCAAGAAAUGGACCUAUAUUCGCACUACAGACUGCACGCAUGCUUUUCUCAACACAGAUUGGAGAUCUUCAACUCCUUUGCUAGGAUAUAUCUGCCUCCGGCUAUGGUAUUUGGAUGAGGAUAACGAGUAUGAAGGCUAUGAAUCUGACAUUUGUGAGCACCAAGACAAUAGUUGGGAACGAUUGAGAUCUGUGUGCAAAAGGGAGGGAAUUGAACUGGAAGAUCUUGAUCAAGGGUAUCCAGUUUCAACUGAUUCGUGGAUUCCGGAUACCAGCUGGCAUGCGAUGGCUCCUCUCGCACACCCUCAGUUAUUUUCCGAUUAG
This is a messenger RNA of Aspergillus glaucus CBS 516.65, 1518 nucleotides long. RefSeq lists its product as uncharacterized. Gene Ontology annotation, molecular function: protein binding. The record is from RefSeq and is a predicted model, not a curated record. NCBI's taxonomy places the organism in Eukaryota, Fungi, Ascomycota, Eurotiomycetes, Eurotiales, Aspergillaceae. The coding region runs from base 1 to 1518 and encodes 505 amino acids. The transcript is spliced from 2 exons.